AUGGAGAACAAAAAUACUACCACCCUUACUGAACAGAAACCGGUAGACUCUCCUAAAUGCAAAGAGGAUUCACUUCUCCCCAUCGCUGAGAAGGGACUUUUCUUCCAUGAUUCCUUCUUUGACGAUAUUCAGAAGCACUUUGAGACAGCCAUCGACCAAAUCCUGGAUACGUGGGGAGAAGCCAAAUCCGUGAGUGAUCUCAUGAAUAGUUACAGACGUGUAAGAGAGCGCAAUAUGCAGCAAGAAAACCAAGUCAUGGCCUUCAGCGAAGACGACCAGAAUCAUAAGGUUGUGCUAGAUGUCCAUGACUUCAAGAGUGGAGACGUUAAGGUUAGAGUGGAAGACAAUCAAGUGGUGGUGGAAGGUCGAGUGGAAAAGGAAGAGGGCGACUUCAAGUCCAUGAAAAGCUUCUGUCGACGCUUCAACUUUCCAAGCAAAGUGGAUAUGGAGGCUGUAACUUCCGCAAUGUCUUCCGAUGGCGUUUUGACUAUCACGGCUCCGAAGAUUCCACAAGCAGCAUAAAAAAUAAAAUAUUGCAUUGGCUGAAAUAAUAGUAUAAGCUAAAAGAUAAUGUAUGUUUGAUUACUCAUUGUUGAUUUCAUAAUGUGAAAAUUAAGGUUAUUUAUUUAUUUAUGUAUUCUUUUAAAUAAAUGAUUUGUUUACAUAUGUGUAUUACUUUACCUAUCUU
Penaeus monodon (black tiger shrimp) is the source of this 688-nucleotide messenger RNA. Its product is annotated as protein lethal(2)essential for life-like. The coding region runs from base 1 to 522 and encodes 173 amino acids. The transcript has 2 exons. The record is from RefSeq and is a predicted model, not a curated record. Lineage: Eukaryota; Metazoa; Arthropoda; Malacostraca; Decapoda; Penaeidae.